AUGCCUGGCUCCGUCUCGGCCCCUUUCGAUCUACGCCCCGGCAGUGUGACCUCUCCGCAUGGUCCCCACUCGGGUUCAAAUCAGCAGCAACUCCCGCCCGCUCCGUCACACAAUGAUGCCGUUCCCGUAACCCACUUCCGUCCCGGUCCCGGUACCCCUCCAAUGGACAUGUCCGGUAUCGAAGCCGCAAGCACCGUCUUUCAUCCCGAACUGGAUGAACAUGAACAUGAACAUCACCAGCAACAGAACGUGUUAGGCCCGAUGGGUCCGCCGCCGCUGCCGCAGCCGCAGCCGCAGCCGUCUCAUCCACAUCCACCUAAUCAUGGUCUUGCUCACAGCCAUGCCCCGUCCCUACCGCCAACGGAGCAGCAUCAGCAUGGUCAGUUCGGCAUCCUGACGCCGGGUCCGGCUAUCCCAGGUGCGAGCCUCAUAGGAUCAGGGGAAUCACUUGUUGGCCCUGGCGGCUUCAUUCCCAUUGACGGGACGACUACUCCUGGCUGGAGGCCGCACGGCAGUCUGCUCAGCAGCAAAUGGGUCAUUGACCCUCCGAACCUCGAAGAGUGGCGCCAAAAGCUGUUCGAUGCCGACGGGCUCAUCAUCCUCAGCAAUGAGCAAUUCGAGGCUUACUUCCCUCAUGUAGACAACGUCUAUUCCCACAGGUCAACGCAGACCUACAAGAAAAAGCCCUUUAUAUCCCAUUACUGGGACUGUCGACUCAAGGGCCGACCCCCGGGGACCAAGAAGUCCGACGACCCGAAUAAGAAACGACGAAACCGCGUCUCCCGCAAAUUGAAUCUAUGUGACGUCAAAAUCAAGAUCACGGAGUACUUUCCCGGCGCAACGUUCGAUGACAUGGACGAAGGCGCUUACUCGCCUCUCAAUGGUGGUCAGGCCCUCAACGGCGCGGUCACGGUCCUGGCGCCCCCCGGCGAGAAGAAUCUGCGCAUCCUUCCAGCAACGGUGAACAACUUGCCCGCUCCCGGUCAGAAGUUUUGGACCAUCCAGCGGGUGAAUGGUCACAUCAGUAUAAGUGGUGUUCCGGGUCCGCAUAAGCAUACUCUCGCAAGGAGCGACGAGGUGAAGAAGAACAGCAUCCAGCGGCAUCUUGCCAAGCAGAACCACGAGACCUCCAAGAAUGACGGACCUAGAAAAGCAACAGGCCGGGCACAUUGGACAAUCAAGAAGCACGAAAAGGAAAGCCAUACGAAGCUCUACUCGGCAUGCUACUGUCCCUUUUCCCAGCGCGUCUGGAUUGCACUGGAGGCCAAGGGUCUCUCAUACCAGUACUGUGAGGAAGACCCGUACAAAUCAAACCCCUCACAGCAAUUACUUGAAGCAAACCCGAGAGGAGCAGUGCCUGCUAUUCGCCAAGGAGACUGGGCUUGUGCUGAGAGCGCGGUCAUACUGGAAUAUCUCGAGGAAGUGGACAAGGACAUACCCCUGUUCCCAUCAGACGUCCGGCUCCGCGCGAAUUGCCGGUUAUGGAUCGACCAUAUCAAUUCCCGCCUCGUGCCUGCAUUUUACCGUCUCCUGCGCAAUCCGGACCCAGCGCAACAGCCACAACACAUCGAGAAACUCCAAGAGUCCAUCAAAGACCUCGUCCUUGCCGCUGACGAGCAGGGACCUUUCUUCCUCGGCAACAGCCUGUCUUUGGUGGACAUCCACUUCGCUCCUUUCGCCCUUCGUCUCUCCCGUAUACUGCAGCCGCUACGCGGCUGGACUGCUCCAGCACCGGGUCUACGUUGGGCCAAGUGGCUCGAUGCUCUCGAGAACAACGCGCAUGUCAAGGCGACGACGAGCGGAAAGGAUGUCUACGUAGACACCGUAAGUUCGCUGGAAAUCGCUCUGGAUCCGGAUGGCCACAUAGGCUCGUAA
This is a messenger RNA of Colletotrichum karsti, 1875 nucleotides long. RefSeq names its product glutathione transferase. Gene Ontology annotation, cellular component: cytoplasm. The record is from RefSeq and is a predicted model, not a curated record. The coding region runs from base 1 to 1875 and encodes 624 amino acids. NCBI's taxonomy places the organism in Eukaryota, Fungi, Ascomycota, Sordariomycetes, Glomerellales, Glomerellaceae. The transcript is spliced from 7 exons.